Parasteatoda tepidariorum (common house spider) is the source of this 576-nucleotide messenger RNA. Lineage: Eukaryota; Metazoa; Arthropoda; Arachnida; Araneae; Theridiidae. The record is from RefSeq and is a predicted model, not a curated record.
AUUGUUAUUCUUUUCAGAUACGUAAUUGCAAGGAUGUCUUAUUACGGCUCUUCUGAAGCCGCUCUUGGCAACACAUUUGAUGCUUCAUUUUCAGAGAAAAGUAUACGGCAUGCUUUCAUCAGAAAAGUAUAUGCCAUACUGAUGGUUCAACUGGCGAUUACGACAGCAUUCAUAUGUCUCUUUCUUUUCGAGCCUAGAGUCAAAGAAUAUUCUCAUCAGCAUCCUGAGAUGUUUUGGAUUGCAUUAGGUUUUACAUUUGUUUUGAUGAUUGUAUUAGCCUGUUGUGAAAAGGUUAGAAGGAGUUUUCCAGCUAAUUUCAUCUGUUUGUUUCUUUUUACAUUUUUUCAAUCAUUUUUAUUAGGCUCAGCAGCAAGUGACUUUACCACGUGUUCUGGUUUGAUCUUGGUUAGUGCCGUUAUAUUCUUGCUGUUUGGUAUAGUAGCUAUGAUCUUUCCGGGAAAGAUUAUGCAGCUGGUGUAUGCAUCAUUUGGAGCUAUUAUUUUUUCCUUUGUACGUAAAGAAAAAAUCACCUUCAUUUGUACUUUUAUUUUACAUUCCUAAAUACACUAUUUGUGA